This is a messenger RNA of Ziziphus jujuba (common jujube), 1457 nucleotides long. Its product is annotated as two-component response regulator ORR9-like. Gene Ontology annotation, biological process: phosphorelay signal transduction system; cytokinin-activated signaling pathway. The record is from RefSeq and is a predicted model, not a curated record. The coding region runs from base 369 to 1061 and encodes 230 amino acids. The transcript is spliced from 5 exons. Lineage: Eukaryota; Viridiplantae; Streptophyta; Magnoliopsida; Rosales; Rhamnaceae.
GGUUGUACCAACACGGUGGAGAGAAUCUAGUGAAGAAAUCAACGAUUUUCACAAUACAUGAAAAACACACAAAAAAAAACAACAACAUCAACAAUCUCUCUAUCUAUCUUCCAAACACGCCAAGCUUUGCUUCUCAGCCCCCUCUCUCCCAACUACUUAAUAAUAAAACCUACAAAACCACCUCUCAUUCCUCAUAGGCACGCCUUUCUCUCUUUUUCUCCUCUCUCUCUCUCUCUCUCUCUUUCUUUCUCUCUCUAAAAACAUUCAUACAUAAAUAUUAUAUAUAUAUAUAUAUAUAUAGACACACACACAAACAGGAAACUAGAAGGGUAUUUUGGUUUUUGAGUUUGAAGUAUAAUAUACAAAAGAUGGAGCUGAAAUCAGAAGUUGCAGAUUCACAUCAAAACCAAAAAGAAGAAGAACAACAACAACAUUUCCAUGUCUUAGCCGUAGAUGAUAGUCUUAUAGAUAGAAAGCUCUUGGAGAGGCUUCUUAGAGUUUCUUCAUAUAAAGCAGUGACUUGUGUGGACUCUGGGGAUGAAGCACUUAAGUACCUGGGUUUGGUUGAUGAAUUGAAAAACAGCUCUUCAUCAGCUUCUUCUUCAUCCACUUCCAUCCACUCACCAGAACAAGAGGGAUCAAAAGUCAACUUGAUCAUGACAGACUAUUGUAUGCCAGGGAUGAGUGGCUAUGAUUUACUCAAACGAGUCAAGGGAUCUUCAUGGAAAGAUGUACCAGUUGUGAUAAUGUCAUCAGAGAAUGUACCAUCCAGAAUAAACAUGUGCUUAGAAGGAGGUGCUGAGGAGUUCCUCUUAAAACCCGUUCAGUUAUCAGAUUUGAAGAAGCUUCAGCAUUACCUUCUGAAAUCCCUUGACCAUUCGUUUAGUAAAACCGUUCAUAACCAUGACUUCAUAGAGAACGACGUCGUGGUCGAUAGUGAUGGCAACAAAAGCAAUGAGAAUAGUAAUAAGAACAAUAGUAAUAUUAGCAAGAGGAAGGCAGUUUCUCCAGAACUACCCUCAGAAAGAAGACCAAAAGUAGAGGGAUUAGCUGUCGUGUAAAAUGGAUACAUUAUCCAAUCACACAUCUGUCCCCGUGAAUCCUUAAUCCUAUAUAUAUAUAUAUAUGUAUGUAUAAUUUGGUGAGUUCCAUCAUUUGGAGGGUGUAUAAAUAUAUAGCAAUUAAUUAUAUGCAAGGGGUUUUGGAAGAAAAAAAAAAAUAAAAGAUAUUCAGUGUCUUUGGCUGCUGCUUUCUAGGAUGUGGUAGUCAGAUGGAAAGAAUCGUUUCAAUCUUCUCAGGAUAAGGUUGGUAAAUGAGGAUAGAUACUGAAUUUCUUGUUUGUUGGGAGGGAAAGAUGGUGGAGGGAUGUCAAAUCCUUUUAAAUCCACCAAAAAUUUAUGCAUUAUUCCUUUUAAAUUUAAUGGAGAGAUUAGAGGAAUGAGAAAAUCCUAUUUACA